CGAGGUCGGCGGGACUUCCGUGUUGGCGGGAUUCUGAACGCUGCCAUGGCUCAGACCGUGCAGAACGUUACAUUGUCGCUCACUCUGCCCAUCACGUGCCACAUUUGCUUGGGGAAGGUACGCCAACCUGUCAUAUGCAUCAACAACCAUGUAUUUUGUUCCAUUUGUAUUGAUUUGUGGUUGAAGAAUAAUAGCCAGUGUCCAGCUUGCAGAGUCCCCAUCACUCCUGAAAAUCCUUGCAAAGAGAUUAUCGGAGGAACAAGUGAAAGUGAACCUAUGCUAAGCCAUACAGUCAGAAAGCACCUUCGGAAAACUAGACUUGAAUUACUCCACAAAGAAUAUGAGGAUGAAAUAGAUUGUCUACAAAAAGAGGUAGAAGAACUUAAGAGUAAAAAUCUCAGCUUGGAGUCACAGAUCAAGACCAUUCUGGAUCCUUUAACUUUGAUGCAAGGCAACCAAAGUGAAGACAAGCAUCCAAUUGCAGAUAAUCCAAGUAAAAUUGACCCAGAAACUGUAGCAGAGUGGAAGAAAAAACUCAGAACAGCCAAUGAAAUCUAUGAAAAAGUGAAAGAUGAUGUGGAUAAGUUAAAGGAGGCAAAUAAAAAAUUAAAAUUGGAAAAUGGUGGCCUGGUGAGGGAGAAUUUACGACUGAAGGCUGAAGUUGAUAACAGAUCACCCCAGAAGUUUGGAAGGUUUACAAUUGCUGCCCUUCAGUCCAAAGUAGAACAGUAUGAACGUGAAACCAGUCGCCUCAAGAAAGCCCUGGAACGAAGUGAUAAAUAUAUAGAGGAACUAGAAUCUCAAGUUGCUCAGCUAAAAGAUUCAAGUGAAGAGAAAGAAGUUAUGAAUUCCAUUUGCCAGAGAGCACUUUCUACAGAUAGCAAGGGGAACAAAGGCAGUGAGGAGGAAGUAGCAUCAGAGAACCAAGGUGACAGUACCAGCAAGCAGCCUGGUUCAUCCACUCCAAGUUCUUCCCACCUGAUAAAGCCUCCCAGCAGCAUACUCUCUGAUGCCAGUUCUGCCAGGAAGGAAUGCACCAGCAAAACAGAACCAGAUUGUUCAAAGAACAAAGACCUUUACCAAAAACGGGUAGAAAUAAUGUUGGAUGCGACAGAUACAAGUAUGGACACUUACUUGGAAAGAGAGUGGGGUAGUAAAACAAGUGAUUGUGUAUCCUACAAAGAUGAAGAACUUUUUGAUCUUCCAGCUCCUUGUACUCCUUUGUCCCUUAGUUGCCUUCAGCUCAGUACUCCAGAAAAUAGAGAAAGCUCUGUGGUCAAAGCUGGAGGUUUCAAAAAGCACUCAAAUCAUCUCAGAAAACUGGUGUUUGAUGAUUUUUGUGAUUCUCCGAAUGUUUGUAAUAAAGAUUUUUCAGAGGAUGAUAUAAGUAGAAGUGAAAAUGAAAAGAAAUCAGAAUGCUUUACUUCUUCCAAGACAGGGUUUUGGGAUUGUUGCUCUUCAAGCUAUGCCCAAAGUUUGGAUUUUGAAAGUACAGAGGGGAACACAAUGGCAAAUUCUGUUGGAGAAAUAUCUUCAAAAACAAAUGAGAAAUCAGGCUCAUGUUUAUCCAAGAGGUUGAAUUCUAUUCGCUCUUUUGAAAUGAAUCGGACAAGAACUUCCAGUGAAGCAUCAAUGGAUGCGGCUUAUCUUGACAAAAUCUCUGAGUUGGAUUCAAUGAUGUCGGAGUCGGACAAUAGCAAGAGCCCCUGUAAUAAUGGUUUUAAGUCAGUGGAUUUAGAUGGGUUGUCAAAGCCAUCUCAAGGCAGUGAAUUUCUUGAUGAACCUGAUAAGUUGGAGGAAAGAACUAAGCCAAACCUUUCCAAGGGUUCUCUAACUGCUGAUCAGUUAGAAAAUGGAAAUGAAUGGAAACCCAGUUCUUUUUUUCUCCUCUCUCCAUCUGAUCAAGAAAUGAGUGAAGAUUUUUCACUCCAUCCCAGUUCCAAUCCGGGAACUAAUGAAAUCAAACCCCCAAGAUGUUUGUUUCAGACGGAGUUUUCCCAGAGUGUUUUGUUAAGCAGUUCACACCAGCUAUUUGAAGAUCAAAGGUUUGGGUCAUCUUUGUUUAAGAUGUCCUCAGAGAUGCAUGGUCUUCAUAACCACCUUCAGUCUCCUUGGUCUACUUCCUUUGUGCCUGAAAAGAGGAAUAAAAAUGUGAAUCAGUCAACAAAAAGAAAAAUCCAGAGCAGCCUUUCCAAUGCCAGCCCAUCAAAAGCAACUAAAAGUUGACUCGUUAGAAAGAUAUCGUUUGUGUUUUUGUCCUGAGAGGAAUAUAGAGAUUUUUUUUAAGUUUUUUUUUCCCCCUCUCAGGAAAAGUUCUAUACAAUUUUGAUUUGAUAACCUUUGGUCAAGUGUCAAGUCAGUAUGGUGGAUUAACCUGUACUCAGAAUACUUUUGUCAUUUUGAAAGGAGUUUGGUUUUUUGACUGCAUUUUUGUUUGGGGAUCUUUUUGACCAGAGAUGGUAGGGAGAGAGUUUUGUUUUGUUUUGUUUUUAAUGAAUAUCAUGUUUGUCUGGGUUAGGUGUAUUUUGUUUUCUUGACUGUUGAUUUAACUGUUAGAUACAGUGGCCUGCCUAUUGAUGAGCCUCAGUCUCAGUUCUUUUCAGAACUUAGAUUUCUUAAAAUCUUUAGUGCUGUCUACACAACUGCCCACAAGACACGUGAGUUUCUUUAAAGCCUUUCCUAGGGUGGAAAUUAUUUUACCUAUCCCUUUUUAUUUAUGUUUAGUGAUGGCCUAAUUUUAUGCAAGGGCAUGAUGGAGAAAUAGCACUCUAACCCUAGCCCAGUAGUCAUUUACUUUGUUUUAUGUCAUAUGUAUAUGUUUGUAUUUUUUAACAUUGUGUUUUGUCAGUUUAUGUGAAAAUGUUCUGCUAGUAUGAAAGGACACAUUUUCUAUUUGAAAACAGUCAUUUUAUAUCAGCUAGGUUACAUAUGCUCAUCUUUUUUUGUGUGUACAGAAUAUCUGAAGUUGAGCCAUCUUUGGAAAGAAGACAUGGAGGAAUUGAGUUUAGAAGAACCUAAACAUGGUAGCUUCAAUGUUCUGGAUGUACAGCUGUGAAAGUACUCUUUCCAAGUUCUUUAUCCAUUGACAUCCCAGGGGAGCUUCUUUUGGAGUAAUGAAGUUGUUGUUUGCAUGUUACUGUUCUUUACAGGAACUCUGUAUGCAUGGGUAGCAUUCUUGCUUGCUCUGUUCUCCAUAUUAAGAAAAAUAAGUUUCAGUUGGCUAAUAGAGUAUCUUUUACGUAGGGCAAAUUCUUUUUUUUUCCCAUGAAGAGUGUUGAGGAAGCAAUGAUAGGUAAGAGCUAAGCACAAUUUUUAAUUUAGGCUCUAAGAAAAGUAUAUUAUUAUUCCAAACAUGUUUGGUAUGCCUGUGUAGGCCUUUAAAAAUGGUUCUGUAUGCUAAUAACUUGUUUAUCUGAUGUUCACUGAACAUUUUACAUUAAUACUGCAUGCUUUUUUAUGUGAAUUGAAUAAAAGAUGUCAUAAGCACUGUAAUCGUUGAAGUAGUCUCAGAUUUUGAAUUAAUUCAGUGUAUAAAGACCAGGACAAAUCUGGCCUGCCACCUGUUUUUGUAAGGUCUGCAAGUUAAAAGUGGUUUUUACAUUUUUAAAUGGUUGAAAAUAGUCAAGAAGAUUUCUUGACGUGAAAAUUAUAUGAAAUUGAAGUUUUAAUGUCUCUAAAUAAAGUCGUGU
Molecule: messenger RNA, 3689 nt
Organism: Choloepus didactylus (southern two-toed sloth)
Lineage: Eukaryota; Metazoa; Chordata; Mammalia; Pilosa; Megalonychidae
Gene: OBI1
Product: ORC ubiquitin ligase 1
Exons: 6
Coding region: 46-2226 (726 amino acids)
Biological process (GO): regulation of DNA replication; protein monoubiquitination
Molecular function (GO): ubiquitin-protein transferase activity
Source: RefSeq, a predicted model, not a curated record